AUGGCCAAAGCCCGCUGUCUCCCAGUCAAGGAUGCCAAAGACAUCCUCGGUCUCGGGACCGAGAAAGAUAUUCCCGCAUGCCUUACUGUUCGUCUUGCUCUACGCUUCUUCGAGUUCGACCUCUGGCCCAUCGUGAAUCAGGCCGGAGAUAGUGAAGUGCAGGUUCUUGGUGCGCAGCACAUACAGGCAAAGAGGGGGAAAUUGUCCUCAUACAUUGACCCAAUUAGCAUGUCGUGGCGCUUCCACGAAGGCCCACUAUAUCGUGUUGUUCGUAAUGCUGGUGCGGGCACGUCCUCGUCACUGAAUGCAAAUUGUCGAGGAGCGCAAGUGGAGUGUCGACUCGAUGGCACGGCGCGCGCCGAGAGCUCGCGACGAGAAUCCGCGAAGGACCCGGUCAGACGCCUGCGGCGUUUCGAGAAGGAAUACAGCCAUCUUCUGCAAGCAUGGCGCCAUUCCUCCAACCUCGCCAACGACUAUGAGGCCGCCGAGGAGGUCGAGAUUCGCCUGCAAGACCUCACCAACAUCCUCAGCGACGAGACCCGAAGGCCCCUCCCGCACCCAUGCAUUGCUUUUUCGGCCAACAAGCAGCUGUACAUACCCAUCGCCAAGAUAGCCACCACCUCGUACAAUGAAUGGAUCAUCAAGGAGGCAGUGCUGUUCUUCGCGACCCUCGUCGAGAGCGAGGAGGAGGCCUUUGUCGAAAGCGAGGCAUUCGCCGCCAGUUUGACGAACCUACUUGUUAAGAUCACCGGCGCCAACAGCAUCCGGCUGGGUUCAGACACCGAAGCACGCGUGGUUGAACUGGCUUUCAACAUCACCACUAAGAUCCGGCUGGAACCAAACAUACUGUCUUCGUGGUUCAAGCUACACCGCGACAGGCAGCAGGACGAGAGAAACCAAGACAACCGAGACAAGUUUGAAGGAAGGACGCAGAAACAAGACUUCCCCCUGUUCUACUUACUGGUCGAUUACAUCCACCAUGAGGGCAAAGUCGGUGAUUUCGCGAGGACUGGCUUGCUCUAUAUCAUUGAGGCCGCCUCCAACUCAGUCGAGCUCGAGCAAUGGAUUGUAGAGAGCGAUCUAUCAACUCUCAUGGCCACAGGUCUUGGGGCUCUCUACAGCCAGCUAAGUGGGAAGCUGGUAAUAGACUACCCUACCCAUGACCUUCCCCCUAUCCUCGCUCUGUCGGAUUAUCAACCCCCUGUUGCUACCCACGAGGUCAUGCCGUCGACAGAUCCAGGCUUUCAGGCUCAUCUGGAGACAUUCCUAUCACAUCUGGUGUUUUGGCAGGACGUUCUGAACCAUUGUAAUUCUAUCGAGGUUAAGUCCACGCUGCUAGAGCACUUCCAGAUAAUUUUCCUACAACAAUUGCUAUACCCGUCUCUCCUAGAAUCAUCCGAUCUUGAUGGAGGCUCGUCAGUUGCCGUUUUAACUUAUCUUCGCCAAAUACUAGAGGCCCUGGACCAUCCCGAUAUGAUCAACCUCAUUCUUCAUUACCUGCUUGGCCUGCCAGAUAUUGUGACGACAUCUCCCGAAGCCACCUCCAAUUCUGUCAGCAAGGCUAGGAAAAGGAAGUCGAUGGAUCUAGCGACAAUGAUGGCCUCCAAGGCUGAUGACACCCUCGAUCCUCUCUUAUACACCCUUGUCGAUCUGAUCCUGGCGUGCCUACGGUCACCCAGUCAUCAGACAAUCCAUGUCACGCUUCAACUUGUAUCCGCGAUCCUUAAGAGGCAUCAUCGAUACGCAGUAACAACGUUGAUACGGACGGAGAAUCUCUACGGGGAUAUACCUCACCGUACUGUUGGGGCCCAGCAACAAGAACUGGAGUUCUUGAUGUCACUUGCUGGUGUGAUUGGAGGCCAAGAUAACUUCGACGAGGUGUACGAAAACAUUCUGAAGGACACCACGUCACGACUGGAGAGCCACCCUUGUUCCUUGAAGCUCACUGUCCCAAAGAUCAAUGUCAACAACCACAAAUUGCCGUCCGUUCCGGACUCUCUGCCAGGGGCCCCUCGAGAUGUUCGGCCACAUACUAUACGACCCGAUGACCCGUUGUUAACCAUUUUGCUUGAUCACCUGGAGCUCUUCUUCCUCAAUCCGGUCGAGACAAAUCUCGGUAUCACAGAAACACUGUUCGACCUCGCAAUAUGCGGGUACAUGAGUCUCGAGGGCUGGCUCCUACGUCACCCAGAGAAAUACAUAUAUGAUGCGGAUGAUGCAUAUCAGCCACUCUCACCCAGAGAGCAAGGCGAGGAUACUCUGGAUAUGGAUCUUGAAAAGAUGCUUGCUGAAGAUCCUGAGACAUACGAUAUGAUCAACAAGUGUCGCCGCAGGCCAACCUGGUCCUCGUCCAAUUUACCACGACUCUUGAAAGUAUUGCAGUUGCUCACGGAUGAGGUCGCCACAUAUCGCGAAACGAUUCCUCGUUUCCACGAUCUUCUUCAGCAACGACGCGAAUCCUUCCAAAUUGCUGACUCUGCUUCUACUCCCAUGCCCAGACGUGUUCAGCCACCUUCUAGCACACCAGGGUCAGGCACACCCGCAUGGGCUCCGGGGAGUAUGAACACCUCUAGAAGCGGUUCUCCUCAACGGGCAGGCGGGCUGGAAGGCUUUGCGCAGCGUAUCCUGAAGGAUCUCAAUGACCUCGGAUCACCCAAUCGGUCCAACAGCCCACGUGGGCCUCAUCUGGCAGUACCAGGCGGGCCACCUCUAUCAGGUGGCUUUGGAAUCGGGACCCCAUCCUCCGUCAAGGGCCCCCCGGUUCCACCCAAGGACUCUUACAAGUACGAAACGCCAAUCAAGGGCGGAGCCGGACUUAACAGAUCGUACUCGCCGGCUGGCCCAAAGACUGACCAGGACCCCGUCAAGGCGAGCCAAGCCGCUGCCUUCCAGGCUGUGGACCAGCAGAUCUUGGCGAGGAAGGUCGGCCUCCCGGACAAGACGAAGAUGAAUCCUCUGAAGCUGGGAGGGAAGAUCGAGGACGAGACUCCACCGACGCCACCGGCAAAGGACGAUGCGCCCGGAGCGGACGGGCAGAACGAGAGCACACCGGCGGCAGACGGCGACAAAGAUGACACGCAGAGCAGCAUCGCAAACGUGGACUCGCAUACGCCGCCCGAGGAAAAGAAGGUGUCCGUCUCGCACGUUCUCACCAACAUCAUUGUCCUGCAGUCGUUCCUAUUCGAGCUGGCGGCACUGGUGCAGGUGAGAGCUGGCAUCUUCGACGACGAGGUACAGUUCGCAUAG
Messenger RNA from Diaporthe amygdali, 3246 nucleotides. RefSeq lists its product as uncharacterized. Lineage: Eukaryota; Fungi; Ascomycota; Sordariomycetes; Diaporthales; Diaporthaceae. The transcript is spliced from 6 exons. Bases 1 to 3246 code for a protein of 1081 amino acids. The record is from RefSeq and is a predicted model, not a curated record.